AUGGCCAAGUUCACUCUUCAUCUCCAAAGACUCUGGGCUCUGGUUCCGCUGCUCAUCAUGCAAGCAGUUCUGGGAGGUCUGGCUCCGAACGUCACGGCAUCCUCGCUACCUGGCUUGUCCUCAUACGUCGCAGGGCCGGGGUUCCCCACCUCGGUAUUUGGAUCCUACUAUGUAUCCCCAGCACUGCCAACUCGGGAACCUCAGCCGAUCAUCUACGAUCCGGUGCUGGACCUCACCUUCCCCUAUGAGCUGACCAAUCCAGACAUUAUCCCCGAGAGCUCGGAUGAGGUGUUCUACCCCGUGCCGAAGGGGAACAUGAACUCGCAGCAGAAGCAUGCCUUGAUCGAAAGUGUGAAGACAAAUGUCUCUAAGAUCAUCAAGUCAUCUGGCUCGGAGGCGCCCUGCUCCAAGUGCAAGAGGGCCCUGGCAGCGGCCAAGCCAGCUGCCUUGUACGCUCCGGUACUGGUGCCGGAUGCUUUGAUCAGCAUGUGCAAAACCUUCGAGUUUCAGUCUGAUGAUUCCUGCGAGGAGAACUUUGCACCACAGGCCUUUGGUGCGAUCUGGACGCAGAUCCUGGCCUUUGCUGAUCUACAAGGUCUGGACGGGCAGUAUAUUUGCCAUUCUCUCAACAGUGACUUUUGCGAGCAGCCUCAGACCCGGGACUUGGAUACUUCCAAGUUGUUCCCCAAGCCCAAGCCGGCACAGGUGCACGUGCCCAAGGCUAGUGGAGAGCGUGUCAAGGUACUCCACAUGUCGGAUUUCCAUCUCGAUGCACGGUAUGCGGUUAGUGCGGAAGCCAACUGUACCGGUGGACUGUGCUGCCGCAGCGACAGACAUAAUGCUGACUCGGAAGAUCACGUUCUCUCUCCUGCUUCGGCGUAUGGGGCUUUCCAGUGUGAUACCCCGUACGACCUGGGUCUAGCUGCUCUCCAGGCUGUGGGACCUUUGACCGGCACGGGUAAGGGCCGUAAGGAUGAGUCCCUAGCGUGGACGAUCUACACUGGUGACUUGAUCUCCCACGAUUCCGAGUCUCAGAUGUCUCGGGAAUACCUUGAAUACACCGAGACUAGCAUUUUUCACAUGUUCAAGGAGUAUCUUUCGGGCCCUGUUUUUGCAGCUUUGGGAAACCAUGACUCCAGUCCUGAGAAUAUCGAUGCCCCUCAUAGCCUUCCAGGCCGUCUUGGGGAGCAGUCUUCCUGGAACUAUCAGCAUCUAGCUGGUCUGUGGCAGCAUGAGGGGUGGAUCAGCAAGGAGACAGCGGAGGAGGCUAGCACGCACUACGGUGGCUAUUCGGUCAAGACGCAUUUCGGAUUGCGUGUCAUUGCUUUCAACACAGACUUCUGGUACAAUUCCAACCUGUUCAACAUGAUCAACACCACCAAUCCAGACAAUUCAGGCAUCUUCUCCUGGAUGAUCGACGAGCUCCAAAAGGCCGAGGACUCGAACGAGCGUGUCUGGCUCGUCGGCCACGUCCCCAGUGGCUGGGAUGGCAACGGCCCAAUCCCAGACCCAACCAAUCUCUUCUACCAGAUCGUGGACCGCUAUUCCCCGCAUGUAAUUGCAAACAUCUUCUUCGGCCACAACCACGAGGACCAAUUCAUGAUCUACUACGCCAAUAACGGCACGGUCCAAAAUUCAAACACUGCACUUACCACUGGCUGGAUCGGACCUAGCGUCACGCCCUUGACUAACAUGAACAGUGGCUUCCGACUGUACGAGGUUGACACCGGGGACUUCAACAUCUACGAGGCAUACACUUUCUUCAGCAAUACCUCUGAAUACACAAGUCUCCGUGAAACCGGGCCAACGUACCGCUUCGAAUAUUCUACUCGUGACACUUACGGUCCAGCGGCGGGCUGGGAAAAGGAUGCUCCGUUGAAUGCGACAUUCUGGCACCGUGUAACCGAGGCCAUGGAGAAGGAUAUAAGCCUCAUUACGCUGCAGAACCACUUGCAGGGUAGAAUGAGUGUCAAGAGUCCCAAGUGCGAUACGGAGGCUUGCCAGAAGGCGAAGAUUUGUUACAUGCGGAGUGGAAGCGUUGCUCUGGGUCAGCAGUGUCCGCAGGGGUAUGCCUCCGUCCAGAGCGCUUUCAAGCCGACGUAG
This is a messenger RNA of Penicillium daleae, 2103 nucleotides long. RefSeq names its product PPN1 endopolyphosphatase family protein. Gene Ontology annotation, molecular function: sphingomyelin phosphodiesterase activity. The transcript has 4 exons. Bases 1 to 2103 code for a protein of 700 amino acids. The record is from RefSeq and is a predicted model, not a curated record. Gene Ontology annotation, biological process: sphingomyelin catabolic process. Lineage: Eukaryota; Fungi; Ascomycota; Eurotiomycetes; Eurotiales; Aspergillaceae.